Priapulus caudatus is the source of this 1064-nucleotide messenger RNA. RefSeq names its product hepatocyte nuclear factor 4-gamma-like. NCBI's taxonomy places the organism in Eukaryota, Metazoa, Priapulida, Priapulimorpha, Priapulimorphida, Priapulidae. Gene Ontology annotation, cellular component: nucleus. The record is from RefSeq and is a predicted model, not a curated record. Gene Ontology annotation, biological process: anatomical structure development; regulation of transcription by RNA polymerase II; cell differentiation. Gene Ontology annotation, molecular function: RNA polymerase II cis-regulatory region sequence-specific DNA binding; nuclear steroid receptor activity; zinc ion binding.
GUGGCGCUGCUGAGAGCUCACGCAGGAGAACACCUUCUGCUGGGCGUCGCCAGAAGGUCGAUGCCUAUCAAGGACAUGCUGUUGCUAGGCAACGACUACAUCAUCCCGCGCAAUGGCACCGACAGCGACAUCAGCCAGGUGGCGCUGCGUGUGCUAGACGAGCUAGUGCAGCCUUUGCGAGAGAUUCAGCUGGAUGAUAAGGAGUUUGCCUGUCUCAAGGCCAUCGUCUUCUUCGAUCCAGAUUCGAAGGGACUCAGCGACCCGCAGCGGAUCAAGACCAUUCGAUAUCAGAUACAGAUACACCUCGAAGACUACAUCAACGAUCGUCAGUACGAGUGCCGCGGACGCUUCGGCGAGCUGCUCCUGCUGCUGCCGACCCUGCAGAGCAUCACGUGGCAGAUGAUCGAACAAAUACAAUUUUUCGGGGUGACAAAGAUCGACAACCUCCUACAGGAGAUGCUGCUUGGAGGAAUGCCGGGCCACCACCAUUUUGCCUACCACUACCAGAACCACGGUGCAAUACCAGGUCCCCCGACGAUGGAACAGGAAGUAACGCAAAACAAUACGCAGCCGGUAUCAUUACAGGUAUAUUGCCCACCGGAGCAAAUGCCAAACGUUGCAGACGGGUUCGUUCAGGGCAGCCCUCUGAGUCAGCAGUCCGCAAUGGGGCAGGUGCCCGUGGCAUUGACACAGGUUCACGCUCUGAGAGAUUCGACCUCCUCCGGCUGCCAAGGUCAAAGCCUCGGCCAAGAUGGCGGCGUGAUGCCCAACAUUCCGCCACCCGAAUACAGGGCGGCCAUGGGAAAUAAGUCUACAGAACAAAGAUUCUGCAAGAAGGAGAACAACAACUACGACAAAGAGGGCAUGUAAAGCCACGUUAAAGUAACUCGAUGGCCGGAGAACGGGUGGCCUCUGUUUUAGGGGAGCGUGGAGCAGUGAAGACGAUGGCAUUAGCAUGUCAUAAGUUAUUGGAUUAAUGAUGAAAAUCGUAACAUGUCAAUCUGUGAUCAAACGUUUAUAUAUGUGAGAGAGUCUGUCAUGGUGCGUGCUCGCGUGCGUGCAGG